AUGCAAAAUGGAAGAGGGCAAGGACAAAGUAGGCACCAUGGGAGCAAGGUGGAAUCCACAGGGACAAACUGCCAUGUACAUCUGCCUCUUACUGCCUGGAACCCCAAACCUGCAGUGCCCCACAGAAGAGAAGGCAGUGCCCUUGAUGCAGAACUGCACGUGUGCCCAGCCCAGGACUCAGAGAGCCAGCAAGAGCUGGAGAAGCUGUGGGCCCACUGGCUACCUCACACCCAGGUGGAUCGGAUCAUCUUCUGUGUCUUCCUAGAAGUCGACUUCAAAAUCUACAAAAAGAAAAUGAGCGAGCUUUUCCCUGCAGAUGAGAACGGUCCACAGGAAAAGCCGAGCGCCAAAGAAAUGGAAGGGCAGAGCCAAGAAGCAGACGGUGCCAGCGCUGCCACCGUGCCCAACCCUUCUUCAGAAGAGGCAGCUGAAGUCUGUAAACAUGAAGCCGAAUCUUUACCGUUUUUACCUUAUGAACUUUGUGCAGACAUCUUAUGCAAUUCUACAAAGGAUGACAAUAUUACAAAAGAAAAUGAAGUAACAGAUCAUUCUGUAUGUGGCCAAGAUCAUCCCAAUGGACAAAAGAAUGAUUCAAUGAAGAAUGAAAUAAAAAUUGAGGCAGAGUCCCAGAGCUCAUAUAUGGAAACAGAAGAGCUUUCAUUGAACCAAGAAGAUAUCACGAUCUUGGAGCAGCAAGAAGUGAUUCCACUAACAGAUGACCAAGAAGGAAAAGAAGGUGAAAAAGCUCAAGGCGAGGACACACCUAGAGUUCCUGUGAAAAGCGAAGGCUCUGGUGACACAGAAAGUUCUACAAGUCCUGAUGUUGAAAUGAAUAAUCAGGUUGACAGUGUAAAUGACCCAACAGAGAGUCAGCAAGAAGACUGA
Molecule: messenger RNA, 885 nt
Organism: Lipotes vexillifer (Yangtze River dolphin)
Lineage: Eukaryota; Metazoa; Chordata; Mammalia; Artiodactyla; Lipotidae
Source: RefSeq, a predicted model, not a curated record